AUGCACUUCCUCUCAGCCGGCGCACCUCUCAACAUCACCAACACUACCGUCUCCUCAGCCAUACGAGCUCAAGCCCCAAGCGACCUCACCGCAACCCCCUCCCAGGGUAUGAGCUUCAUUACACUCCAAAGCACCAAGAUCGAAGCCUGGCUCCAGGACCAUCAACCUCACAUUGGGGGCUUGGUAUUCAUCUCCAUUUUCCUAUUGGUUCUAAGCGGGCUUUGGCGUUCGAGGAGAGAUAUGCUACAGUGGUAUUUCCAGAGGUGUACGGAGCAGGAGAGGAGGGAAUGGGUAGCGAAGGAGAGGGCCAAGAGGAGGAAUGUGGUUGUGAUUGUGGGGAUCUUGAGGGGUGGAAGGACUUUGAGGAGUGGAGAUGGGGUUGGGGAUGGGAAUGGUGACGGGAGGAGAGUGAAGAGGGUAAGGUUUUUGGGGGUGGAUGAGGUGGAUGGUGAGAGAGGGGUGGGGAUAGCUGGUGAGGGGAGGGUGGAGGUUCUGGUCGACAUCUUGGAGGAUGGGAGGGUUUCAGGAGAAGUGUUCUGA
Cadophora gregata is the source of this 540-nucleotide messenger RNA. RefSeq lists its product as uncharacterized. Bases 1 to 540 code for a protein of 179 amino acids. The record is from RefSeq and is a predicted model, not a curated record. The transcript has a single exon. NCBI's taxonomy places the organism in Eukaryota, Fungi, Ascomycota, Leotiomycetes, Helotiales, Ploettnerulaceae.